AUGCCAUUCCCCAAGCCCUUUGGCUCUAUGGACGGCGCCACCCAUCUUACGCAGUUUGCUAUCGCUCAAACGGAGAAGUUAGCUGCAGCAAUCGAAAGCUAUGAGUACAAGAAAAUUCCAGUACCUGAGCACCUGACUGCAGGUAUCAACCAGUUGUCCACGCACCUGCAGACCUUUCAACCAGGUUAUGACAUCCCGCUCGUCUUUAACACCGGUGACGACCCAAAAGAGAUAAUGCACAACAACCUUGAACUUGCUUGGUACCUCUCCGCCAACGUUUAUUUCCACAAUCGAUUGCUCAACAUCUUUGACAAUGAUCUUCGCCCUACUGUGGAAGACAUCCUGGAAUGUCUGCGCCGUGCUGAAGAGAUCAAGAUGAAGUUGCAACCCGACUUGCUUUGCAGAGAUCUUCCCGUCACCUUCCCGGCUUUUGUGGCCUCCUGCAAUGCCAUUGACCGCCGGCCUUGGAAGUAUUUCUGGCGCUCAUUGCAACAAUACGACUGUCCCAACAUCAGCGCGCAGUGGGGUGUUGUCAAGGAGAUUUGGGAGUUUCUGGAUGACUUCAGAGCGGUUGGGGCGAAGAAUUUGUCCUGGGUGGAUCUCAUGCAAGUGUCCGAAACAAUGCCAUUCCGUUUGUCAGAUCUCCAUGAGUCGGUUGGGGUUUAA
Messenger RNA from Penicillium expansum, 666 nucleotides. RefSeq lists its product as uncharacterized. The record is from RefSeq and is a predicted model, not a curated record. Lineage: Eukaryota; Fungi; Ascomycota; Eurotiomycetes; Eurotiales; Aspergillaceae. The transcript has a single exon. The coding region runs from base 1 to 666 and encodes 221 amino acids.